AUGCGGAGUUUGUUACCAGAAGGAAUCGGAGACGCCGCAUUGAAAGAGUUCUGGCUCCAAAAACUCCCGUCAGCAGUUCUCACUGUAGUCGCCGGUUUGGACGGCAGUCUCGACGAACUCGCUGAACGUGCCGACCGCGUCAUGGAUGUCAGCAGCGCCAAUCGGGAUGUUUAUGCGCUAUCCACAUCGUCUGCUCCCGAGCCUGAUAGACUUCGGGCAAUAGAAAAUUCAAUUCUGGCACUCACCGCUCAAGUUGCGACUCUUGCUACCAUACAAACGAACAAUCGUCCGCCGGAUCAGCAUCGUCGACAACGUUCAUCGUUCCGUUCACGUUCCCGGUCGCGAUCUCGCGCGUACAACCAUAAGUGGUGCAUUUAUCAUAACCGUUUUGGUAACGAAGCAAGAAAGUGUCGACCGCCUUGUGCGUACUCGUCGGAAAACUAG
Molecule: messenger RNA, 444 nt
Organism: Daktulosphaira vitifoliae (grape phylloxera)
Lineage: Eukaryota; Metazoa; Arthropoda; Insecta; Hemiptera; Phylloxeridae
Exons: 1
Coding region: 1-444 (147 amino acids)
Source: RefSeq, a predicted model, not a curated record